Molecule: messenger RNA, 5080 nt
Organism: Tympanuchus pallidicinctus (lesser prairie-chicken)
Lineage: Eukaryota; Metazoa; Chordata; Aves; Galliformes; Phasianidae
Gene: INPP5F
Product: inositol polyphosphate-5-phosphatase F
Exons: 20
Coding region: 173-3556 (1127 amino acids)
Biological process (GO): regulation of endocytic recycling; phosphatidylinositol dephosphorylation
Cellular component (GO): early endosome; clathrin-coated endocytic vesicle
Molecular function (GO): phosphatidylinositol-4-phosphate phosphatase activity
Source: RefSeq, a predicted model, not a curated record
UGGGGCCGGAACCCGCGCUCUCGGCCGUCUGAGGAAGCGCCCCGAGCCGGAGCGGAGCCGUCGCGACCCGCCGGGCUCUGUGAGGGGCGGCGCGCUUGCCCGGCUCGGAGCGCGCUUCUCCCUCUGCUCCCCAUCCGCGGGGACGGUGAAGGAGGACGGCGGCGGCGCGAGGAUGGAGCUGUUCCAAGCCAAGGACCACUACAUCCUGCAGAGCGGGGAGCGGGCGCUCUGGUGCAGCCGGAGGGACGGCAGCCUGCAGCUGAGAGCCGCUACUGAUCUUCUUUUGGCAUGGAAUCCUAUUUGCCUGGGCCUGGUAGAAGGAGUCAUUGGUAAAGUCCAGCUUCACACAGAUUUACCAUGGUGGCUACUUCUAAUUCGUCAGAAAGCAUUGAUUGGCAAACUUCCAGGAGAUCACGAGGUGUACAAAAUAACAAAGGUUGCAGUGAUUCCACUUUCUGAAACAGAACCUCAGGAUCUGGAACUGGAGCUUUGUAAAAAGCACCAUUUUGGAAUAAACAAGCCAGAGAAGAUUACGCAGUCCCCAGAUGACUCAAAGUUUCUGCUGAAGACUCUUACACAAAUUAAAUCAAAUGUAUCUGCUCCAAAUAAAAAAAAGAUUAAAGAAAGCAAAGAGAAAGAGAGGUUGGAGAAGAGACUGUUGGAGGAAUUAUUCAAAAUGUUCAUGGAUUCAGAUUCUUUUUACUACAGCCUUACCUAUGAUCUAACAAAUUCUGUGCAGAGACAGAGUGCGUGUGAGAAAACCGACUUGCCACUCUGGCGAAAAGUUGAUGACAGAUUCUUUUGGAACAAACACAUGAUUGAAGAUCUUAUCGUCACUGAUAAUACUGAAGUGGACUUCUGGAUUAUGCCCAUCAUACAAGGAUUUGUGCAGAUUGAAGAACUUGUAGUCAACUACAGUGAAUCUUCUGAUGAUGAGAAGAGCAGUCCUGAAACGCCACCUCAGGAAUCAACUUGUGUAGAUGAUGUUCAUCCAACGUUCCUCGUGGUGCUUAUUUCACGACGGAGUCGGCACAGAGCUGGAAUGCGGUAUAAGCGAAGAGGUGUUGAUAAAAAUGGAAAUGUGGCAAAUUAUGUUGAGACAGAGCAAUUGAUUCAUGUCCAUAAUCAUACUCUUUCGUUUGUACAAACAAGAGGCUCUGUGCCUGUUUUCUGGAGCCAAGUUGGAUAUAGAUAUAACCCACGGCCCCGUCUGGACAAGAGUGAAAAUGAAACAGUGUCCUGUUUUCGUGCACAUUUUGAGGAACAGCUGAAAAAUUACAAAAAGCAGGUCAUUAUUAAUCUGGUGGAUCAGACAGGCAGAGAGAAGAUUAUUGGAGAUGCUUACCUUAAACAAGUUCUUCUGUACAAUAAUGCAAAUUUGACCUAUGUUUCAUUUGACUUCCAUGAGCACUGCCGAGGAAUGAAGUUUGAAAAUGUUCAAACACUGACUGAUGCCAUUCAUGACAUUAUUCUUGACAUGAAGUGGUGCUGGGUUGAUCAAGCUGGUGUGAUUUGUAAACAGGAGGGAAUUUUUCGAGUUAACUGCAUGGACUGUCUGGAUCGUACCAACGUAGUGCAGGCUGCUAUUGCAAGAGUGGUCAUGGAACAGCAGCUCAAAAAACUGGGUGUGAUGCCUCCAGAGCAGCCUUUGCCGGUGAAGUGCAAUAGGAUCUACCAGAUAAUAUGGGCAAACAACGGGGAUGCCAUAAGCCGGCAGUAUGCUGGCACAGCAGCCUUGAAGGGUGACUUCACAAGGACUGGUGAAAGAAAGCUGGCAGGAGUAAUGAAGGAUGGAGUAAAUUCUGCAAACAGAUAUUACCUGAAUCGUUUCAGGGAUGCUUAUAGGCAAGCAGUCAUAGACUUGAUGCAGGGUAUCCCUGUAACAGAGGAUCUCUACUCCAUAUUUACAAAAGAGAAAGAACAUGAAGCCCUGCACAGAGAGAAUCUGAGAAGCCAUCAGGAAUUAAUUAGUCAGUUGUUGCAGAGCUACAUGAAACUGCUUUUACCAGAUGAUGAAAAAUUCCAUGGAGGAUGGGCACUUAUUGACUGUGACCCAAGUCUCAUUGAUGCCACUCAUAAAGAUGUGGAUGUUCUGCUGUUGCUUUCUAAUUCUGCCUACUACGUGGCCUAUUAUGAUGAUGAAAUUGACAAGGUGAAUCAGUACCAAAGGCUAAGCCUUGAAGCACUGGAAAAAAUAGAAAUAGGGCCUGAGCCUACUCUCUUUGGCAAACCCAAGUUCUCCUGCAUGAGGCUGCACUACAAGUACAAGGACACAAGUGGAUAUUUUCACACCCUUCGAGCUGUGGUACGCAACCCAGAUGAAGAUGGAAAAGACACUCUUCAGUGCAUAGCAGAAAUGCUGCGAAUCACAAAGCAAGCAAUGGGAUUGGAUGUGCCUAUUAUUGAGAAAAAGCUGGAGAGGAAGAGCAGCAAACCUCACGAAGACAUCAUUGGCAUUCGCUCUCAGAACAGAGGGUCCCUGGCACAAGGCAAGAAUUACUUACUCAGCAAGUUUUCGUCUCUCAAUCAGAAGGUGAAACAAACCAAAUCCAACGUGAACAUCAGCAAUCUUCGGAAGUUAGGCAGCUUCACCAAACCUGAAGUGAAAGUUAAUUUUUUAAAACCGAAUUUGAAAGUUAAUCUUUGGAAAUCAGACAGCAGCCUUGAAACUUUGGAGAAUCCAGCAGUAGAUACUAAAGUCCAUGCUGAAUCUGAUACAGAAAUGUCAGAUAAUGAUUCUUUCCACUCAGAUGAUUUUCUGACGAAUUCUAAAUCUGACGAGGACAACCAGUUAACUGACUCCCUAGAGAACAUAGGGCAGAUAGAUUACGUGCUGCCUAGCUGUGGCAUCAUUGCCUCAGCUCCACGGCUGGGCAGUCGGUCCCAGUCUGUAAGCAGCACUGAUAUGAACAUCAGCAUCCAUGUUCCAACUGAGAUUCAUGUCACUCAAGCUAACCAGUCUGACUGUGAAGAUGUACCUGUACCUUCUGCUGACAGUGCAGAGAUGGAAUUUGCUAAACCUAUUGAUGUGUACUGCCAGAGGUUUGUGCAGGAUGCUCAAAAUAAAAUGUCAGAUGCUUUGGAGUUGGAGACUUGCUCUCAAGAGCCACAUCACGCAAUACAUGAAACCAGCAAUAACGUGUGUAAGGAAGCAGAAAACAAGACUGAAACUACCACAGGCAUUCCUUCCAGGCCAUCCAAGCUGGAUGUACAGUCUUCUGAGCCAAAUCCUCAGCUCUUAGCUGUUGAUGGGACUGACUUUACUAAAUCUCACAGAAGCCCAGGAUCUGCUUCUGGUAUCCCUGAGACAGGACUCCACACAACUCCUUCUCCAGCUGACAGUAGCAGCAGCAGAGCUGUAUCUCCUUUUGCUAAAAUUCGCAGUUCCAUGGUCCAGGUUGCUAACAUCACACAAGCAGGACUGACUCAAGGAAUUAAUUUUGCUGUGGCAAAGGUCCAGAAGAGCCCUGCAGAAUCAGACGCUCUACAUGAAAUCAAACAAAAAGAACUGAAAGAAAUGUUUACACAAUGUCAGACACGAAUAAUUCAAAUUUAGUUGUUAAUGGAGUGUUCUUCUUGUUGUGGCUUCUAAUAUACCAAUACUUAAAAAAAAAACCCUAAAAAAAACCCCAACAAAAACCCAAGAACCCUAUAUUGGAGUUCACUGUAGCAUUAACUGCUAAUGAAUAACGGGAUCAAAAAUACGGAUAACUUGUUUACAGUGCAAGAGAUGCAAAUGAAUUUGGUUCUGGCUUCAGAAUUCCCUUAGGCAGCUGAGACAAAAGAAGGGUAAAUCAUGUUUGAACAGGUAGUUUAGACACUGGGACUUAGUAAGCAUGCUGUUUAUCUUAAAUCUGUUGCACAGGUGUUUUUUUGGGAUUAAUUUUGUAGCUCUUCUGACUUAUGUAGAGAAUAUUUAUACUAAAAUGGUUCUUGUACUGCACUUCUGUGACCUUACUUACCUUGCACUGCACCAGCAAAAUAACUUCUUAAUAGUAGAUUACAUGUUAUUUAUUUUUGGACUAAUAUUUUUACUUGUUUCCAUUGAAGUUUUAGAUGCAAUUUUCUAUGAAUUGUGCCUCUACAAUGAGAAAUGUGCUUUUUUGUUUUUUGUUUUUGUAUUUUAUUAUGUUAAUCAGCAAUUAAGACUUCUCACUGUUCUUUUCUUUCCACACUGCCUGGGCCACUUUCAGUAAAGAUAUGAUAUCCUGAUACAAUCUGAAAUAUCCGCAAUCCUGCAGUGCAAAUUUAUCUUGUAGAUUUGAGGUAAAGGGAAGUGAGGCAAAUGCUCUAUUUUUUUUUUCCAGAUUAAAGCUGUUCCACAGCCUUUAUCCAAAUUCUAGGUAGUGACAAUACGCUCACAUUUUGAGUUAGUGUAACACAAGACCAGCCAGAUACCUGAACUUCAAGCAUUGUGACCCCCCCAUGCUGUCACUCUCCUUGUAUAUUCUAACUGUCCAGCUGGAAAGAUGUAACCUUUAAAACAGAAGGCAAAUGUUUCAUAAAGUCAGCGUUGACAUCAGAGCAUAGUUGUCUUUAUCAUCUAAUCAAAACCAAAUUCAUUACCAGCUCAAGCUUUGCAUACUUGCAGAAUAAGGCUAACCUUCCACUCGUGCUGGGAACCAGGUUUAAAAGGAAAACACCAAACAGCACAUAUAUGCGUCAAAAGAUUAUUCUCUUCCAGAAAUGCCUUGCACUGCCAUCCUAGUGCAGGACAUUACCCCAAAGCAGAUGUCGCUAUGCUGUGGUUCGUAACUCUACCUACUCUAACCACUGUUAUAGAGCCAGUGCCUCUCUGUUCUAGUCCAUGUACUGUAGGUAGGCUGCACGUGGUGUUUUUAGAAGUAGUGUCAUGGGUAGGCUAGUACAGCAUCUUAGGACUUGUUCAUCUGAGAUCAUCGUCUGACCUUCAUCUAAACUGAACUGUCUGAAACUUUAUUUAUUUGUUUUACUGAAGUGAUGUGGGUUUGGGAUUUUUUGAGUGUCUAUACUUGUGGCUCUAUUUAAAAUUAAACUACUGCUGUAUUUUAAUGUAAGCAAUAUAUAUGAGAUAUUUUAAUAAAAAAAAAUAGAACCCAAA